AAUCUCUAAUUAACUUAAGACUAAUCGUCUCUCACUAAUCCCAAUCUAUAAUUUUAAAUUUUCUUUGAAAAAAAUAAAACAAUCACUUUUAGUCUUAAAUCGAUUAAGCUCGCGAAGAAGCUGAAUCGAGAAGGGACUCUCGGGCGAGAGAAGAAUGGGAUUCAUAGUGGGCCUUGUGAUCGGACUAAUCGUCGGAAUCACCAUCAUCAUCGGCUUUGUCAAGGCCGAGAAUUACCGAUCCAAGCUUCGCUCUGAACUUGCGAAUACGGUGGCUGCUUUCGCGAGGAUGACGGUGGAGGAUUCGAGGAAGCUUCUGCCUGCUGAGUUCUAUCCUUCCUGGGUCGUCUUCUCCGAGCGUCAGAAGUUGACGUGGCUGAACCAUCACUUGACGAAGAUCUGGCCUUAUGUUGACGAGGCAGCGUCGGAGCUUAUCAAGGCAUCCGUGGAGCCUGUUCUUGAGCAAUAUAGACCUGCCAUUGUCGCCUCCUUGACAUUUUCUAAGCUCACUCUCGGUACUGUGGCGCCUCAGUUUACAGGUGUUUCAAUUGUCGAAGGUGAUAAAAAUGGGAUGACCAUGGAACUUGAUAUGAAUUGGGAUGGAAAUCCAAACAUAGUACUUGGCAUCAAGACCUUAGUUGGUGUAUCUCUUCCAGUUCAGGUGAAAAAUAUUGGAUUCACUGGUGUUUUCAGGCUGAUUUUUAGGCCACUGGUUGAUGAAUUUCCUUGCUUUGGAGCUGUCAGUGUUUCUCUCAGAGAAAAGAAAAAGUUGGACUUCACCCUUAAGGUCAUUGGAGGUGACAUUUCAGCAAUUCCUGGACUUUCUGAUGCUAUUGAGGAAACAAUACGGGAUGCCGUGGAAGAUUCAAUCACAUGGCCUGUUCGGAAGGUCAUACCGAUUUUGCCUGGUGAUUAUAGUGACCUGGAGCUAAAGCCUGUUGGAAUGUUGGAGGUGAAGCUUGUGCAAGCGAAGAAUUUGACUAACAAAGAUCUAGUGGGAAAAUCAGACCCCUUUGCUAAAAUGUUUAUACGCCCUUUGCGAGAAAAGACUCAAAGAAGCAAGACAAUCAACAAUGACCUGAAUCCCAUCUGGAAUGAGCAUUUUGAAUUUGUUGUGGAAGACGCAUCAACCCAACAUCUAGUGGUUAGAGUAUAUGAUGACGAGGGUGUACAGGCAUCUGAGCUUCUUGGUUGUGCCCAAAUCCGACUUUGUGAACUUGAACCUGGUAAAGUGAAAGACGUCUGGUUGAAGCUGGUCAAAGAUUUAGAGAUCCAAAGAGAUAACAAGAACCGUGGAGAGGUUCACCUUGAGCUACUAUAUGUUCCUUUCGGUGCGGGAAACGGCGUAAAUCCCUUCACAUCUUCAUCGAUGACUUCCUUAGAAAAGGUGCUCAAGAAUGAUACGGCAGAUGAAGUGAAUGCAUCAUCGCGUAAAAGAAAAGAUGUCAUUGUAAGAGGAGUGCUCUCUGUGACAGUGAUAUCUGCAGAAGAGAUACCCAUACAAGAUCUGAUGGGGAAAGCUGAUCCAUUUGUCGUUCUCUCCAUGAAGAAAUCGGGUGCUAAGAGCAAAACCCGGGUUGUCAAUGACAGCUUAAACCCUGUCUGGAACCAGACUUUUGAUUUUGUAGUUGAAGACGGGUUACACGAUAUGCUAGUCCUUGAAGUUUGGGACCAUGACACAUUUGGAAAGGACUACAUUGGGAGAUGCAUCUUGACGUUGACAAGGGUUAUAAUGGAAGAGGAAUACACAGACUGGUUCGAGUUAGACGAAUCCAAAGCGGGCAAGCUGCAGCUGCAUCUCAAGUGGAUGGCUCAAUCUAUUUAUCGUGACUCCUAAGUUUGUUUGCUCAACUACAUAUUUGGAGGAUUCUCAACUUCAAAUGUACAUUGUGUCUAGUAGCCUCAAACGUAUUUGUUCUGUCAAACAGAGACGAGUCUUCAUGUUAGCUCAGGAAGAUUGAGAUUUGGAAAUGAGGUCCCCUGUUUUGUGAAAACCCUAGUCAAUAAUUUUGUUACUUGCUUUAAAAGGAAACAAGAAACAUCCACUCGAGUAUCAUAAGAGUUUUGCUAUCA
Messenger RNA from Brassica rapa (field mustard), 2070 nucleotides. RefSeq names its product synaptotagmin-5. Gene Ontology annotation, molecular function: lipid binding. NCBI's taxonomy places the organism in Eukaryota, Viridiplantae, Streptophyta, Magnoliopsida, Brassicales, Brassicaceae. The record is from RefSeq and is a predicted model, not a curated record. Gene Ontology annotation, cellular component: endoplasmic reticulum.